AUGGGUCACGGCGGUAUGGACCACGGCGGGCACGGCGGACACGGCGAUAUGGAUAUGGGCCAGUGUAACAUGAACAUGCUCUUUACAUGGUCAACCAAGAACCUCUGCAUCAUCUUCCCGCAAUGGCGCGUGACAGGCCCGUUCUCGCUAUUCGUGUCGCUGGUCGUUAUCGUGCUAUUGACAGCUGGUUACGAGGGUGUGAGACGGAUUACGAGGCGUUAUGAAGCGGGACAUGUACAGCGGUUGAGCGGUGUUGGCGUUUCUACAAGCACUGAGAUCGCCGACGAAUGUGCCAGUACCACGGCCACGGCCGGGCUGGAUGACCCGGACGAGAGCUCACCGCUGCUUGUAGGCAGGGAUCCGAGACGGGUUGCGGAGAGGAGGGGGAAGAUUGCGCUGGCUGCGUUGUAUGCGGUGCAGGUGUUUUAUAGCUUUUUUAUCAUGCUGUUGUUCAUGACGUAUAACGGGUUGGUUAUGUUGGCGGUUGCGGUGGGUGCUUUUGUGGGGUAUUUGGCGUUUGGGCAGGACGAGUCAGCUACUAAAUCUGUUGCUUGUCAUUGA
Messenger RNA from Aspergillus ruber CBS 135680, 561 nucleotides. RefSeq names its product low-affinity Cu transporter. Gene Ontology annotation, cellular component: membrane. The transcript has 4 exons. The record is from RefSeq and is a predicted model, not a curated record. Gene Ontology annotation, molecular function: copper ion transmembrane transporter activity. Gene Ontology annotation, biological process: copper ion transmembrane transport. NCBI's taxonomy places the organism in Eukaryota, Fungi, Ascomycota, Eurotiomycetes, Eurotiales, Aspergillaceae. The coding region runs from base 1 to 561 and encodes 186 amino acids.